Alnus glutinosa is the source of this 1846-nucleotide messenger RNA. RefSeq names its product protein WHAT'S THIS FACTOR 1 homolog, chloroplastic-like. The record is from RefSeq and is a predicted model, not a curated record. NCBI's taxonomy places the organism in Eukaryota, Viridiplantae, Streptophyta, Magnoliopsida, Fagales, Betulaceae. The coding region runs from base 370 to 1695 and encodes 441 amino acids. The transcript has a single exon. Gene Ontology annotation, molecular function: RNA binding.
GCCUGUAAUUUUGACCACAGCACAAAAGUAGGAUCGUAAAAUAAGUGUUUGUUUAAGCCUAGCAUUUCUCUUUUCUCUUGGCAACUCUCUCUAAGCACACACCUUUUUCAAAAAAUCGAACAUAUUCCAUCGACGCUCUUCAACCAUACCUUAGUCGUUUUGAUUGUUUUUUUUGAAGUGUUUGGACUUUUCCCACCCAAUCUGUAUUUGUUUUGGAUACUCCCUUUUCUGUGAAAAUUCAUUUAUUGGGUCUUGUUUGUCUUCUCCUCCAGUUGUAAAGUUAAAUCUUAGAUAGAGUUAUAAGAUUUAUUGGUAUUGAUAUAUAAUGUUUGGCUCUAGAAACGGAAUGUUUUGUUUGUAGGUUUAGAAAUGCUGAAGCAACGGAUCGAGGGGAUUUUUAGAAUCGGGUAUUACAGAGGAUCUGAAUCCGUCUGUGCACUACAACUGAUCGACGUUUGGUCCCAGAGACAUACCUCUUUGUUCUUUCAAAAUGUACGGGAGGUCCAUGUCGUGAACUUAAACCAGCUUCUCAAAUAUUCUCCUCUGCACAAAACGAGCAUCUAUGGUAGAACUGGUUCUAUGUGGGUUCCAGUGAAGCACAAAUCAAGUGGAGGUGGAAGACCCAAGAAGAAAAUCUAUCACAGAGUCCAUGAACUUGAUAGAGUAAUGGACUUGCAGAAGAAGCCAUCUAUAAUCCUUCAGCUCAAGUCCAUCAUCCAAUCCCAGAAAUACCAGUCUCUCCUUCUCAGAGACCUUGAAAAACAAAUUGGGUUUGUUAAGAAAUGGAGCUUCAUGGCUGUCAUUGAGAAGUACCCUUCAAUAUUCCGCGUUGAUGGUGGUAACCGAACACCCCCUUCUGUUAGGCUCACCGAGAAAGCGCAAAAGAUUGCCAGUGAAGAACCUGAGGCUAGGAAAUUGAUGGAACCCAUCUUGGUUAAGAAUUUGAGGAAGUUGUUAAUGUUAUCUAUUGAUUGUCGUUUACCACUCGAAAAAAUCGAAUUCAUCGAGUCUGAAUUGGGUUUGCCUAGUGACUUCAAGAAGUCGUUGAUUCCGAAAUACCCAGAAUUCUUUACAGUGAAGGAUUUCGAUGGAAAGGCUUAUCUUCAUUUGGAAAAUUGGGAUUCUUCAUUGGCAGUCACUACCCGCGAGGAAAGAUUAGCAUGCGAAGGGGUUAUGCACUCAUCUGUGGGUCGAGGGAAGGUUAGAAUCUCGAAAGACGGUAACUAUCAAGGUCCAUAUGCGUUUAGAAUGGAUUUUCCUUCUGGCUUUAGGCCAAACAUGAGUUAUCUUGAGGAACUCGAGAAGUGGCAGAAAAUGGAAUUUCCUUCUCCUUACUUAAAUGCAAGGAGAUUUGAAGCUAAAGAUCCAAAAGCUCGGAAACGGGUGGUGGCAGUCCUCCAUGAGCUCCUCAGUUUGACUAUGGAGAAGCGGAUGACAUCUGCGCAAUUGGAUGCAUUUCAUUCGGAGUAUCUGUUACCAACUCGAUUAUUGCUUUGCUUGGUCAAGCGUCAUGGAAUGUUUUACAUCACUAAUAGAGGUGCGAGAAGUACUGUUUUCCUUAAGGAAGCUUAUGGUGGUUCAAAUUUGAUAGAUAAAUGUCCUUUAUUAUUAUUCUAUGAUAAGUUUGUAUCACUAAGUGGUAGGAGAGAGAUGAAUUUGCAUGGUGGGAUGCCUUCUUCACAGGUUGUUACCUGAGAAUAGAGAUAUUUCUUAUUCAUGAUUCUGCCCAUCAGAGCCAUGAGGUCUAGCUACCUGGCCUUGACUUGCCCCAAUAAUUAUUCCUAUUUGUGUUGGUUCAUGUUACUGCUAAUGGUUGAUAUCAAUGUAUAAGUAUGCAGUUACCAUA